Messenger RNA from Daldinia loculata, 1781 nucleotides. RefSeq names its product eukaryotic cytochrome b561-domain-containing protein. Lineage: Eukaryota; Fungi; Ascomycota; Sordariomycetes; Xylariales; Hypoxylaceae. Bases 652 to 1398 code for a protein of 248 amino acids. Gene Ontology annotation, molecular function: transmembrane monodehydroascorbate reductase activity. The record is from RefSeq and is a predicted model, not a curated record. The transcript is spliced from 2 exons.
GUAGUAUCCUCCUAUGUCAUACCAAUAAUUCGUUAUUUUUCGUCUAUAGAUUAAUAACAUAUAUUAGGUACAUUAUAUACAAUUCUCGAUCCCACCCCUUAUGUAUCGCACGUUAUAUAUACUUGAUAUCUUGCAUUUCCCUCAUACUCGAUAUCAAAUAUAUUCCCGUGUUAAAUUGGUCUGUACUUAUUACAAGUACAUAUUACAAGUACAUAUUACAAGUACAAAAGACCUUCCCGAACCAGGGGUUAUCUGUGUAACUCCCCCGCACUAGCUUAGACACCUAUGUAAGUCACAUACGUAGUCCUCCCUACAAUACAGCGACUGCUUGGGAAUCGCAGGGCUCUGAUAGGUCGAAGCUUACUUUCAGCAGCUAGCCCGUCAUGUCCGCUGUCGAUGAUGAGCUCGAUCCUUUUAACCUAGGAACUUAGCUCGGAGUUUACGUUGGUUUAAAAAGAUGAUACGAAACAGAGCAUCUUUUUAAAGAGUUUCCGUCUGGCUCUACAUGUAGUUAAACCAAUCCUAAUCUUUAAUCUCUUUUGCUUCCUUUUAACUCUCUACGUCACGCACUGCUUCGAAUCCGUCAUUUACAUACUUAUAUACACCAUACAAAUACCCCGGUAGUGCACCACUUAAUUAAAAAUAACCAGAAUGGCUUCGGCGACGGGAAUACCCCAACAUUCCCCGGUUGAUUCGGACAACGACAACGGACAACAAGACGAUCUAGAACCUCUUCUGGGCCACCCGGGGGAUGUUUCUCAAAGAGACAAUGCUCCCAUAAUCAAAAACCUCGUCAUUGGCACCGGCGUAAUCGCCGAAAUUGGCGGCAUCCUCCUCGUAGCCUCCGUCUGGGCCGCCGUCUUCCUCAACGGGCCACUGAUCCUAUUCUCGGUGCACCCGCUCGCGCAAUCGCUCGGCCUACUCGUGCUCAUCCAGUCGAUCCUCGUCCUGCAGCCCACGCACACCGGCGCCCAGAAGCAAGUCGGCCAGAAGAUCCACGCCGGGCUAAACUUCCUGGGCAUUGUCACCUUCGGCGUCGGCGUCAUUAGUAUCGAGGUCAACAAGUCCAUAAAUAAUGGCCCGCACUUCCACUCUGUCCACGCAUACUUGGGCGUCAUUGCUUCGUUCUGGCUGCUGGCCCAGUAUCUAGUUGGGUUCACGAUGUUCGCUGUCCCGAAGCUGUAUGGCGGCGAGGCGCAAGCCAAGAGCAUCUGGAAGUACCACCGCUCGAGCGGCUAUGUCCUGCUCUUGUUCCUUGCGGCCACGGUGGCCAGCGCGACACAGACUGACUACAACUUGGACGUCCUAGGGGUGAAGCUGUGGGCUACGAUCGUCAUCUCGUUGUUAAUAGUUGUCGGCGUCUACCCGCGGAUCAAGAAGCAGAAGCUCGGCUUUUAAAGCAAUGGGUACCUCUUGGAAGAUACUAUGAGAGGACGCAAUUUUCCAAGCACCAUGUAGCGCAUUGCAGAAUAAUGAUAUGUUACAGUGUGCACCUUGACAGUUCGUACCAGGUAUAUGAGGUAGUUUUAUGGGGGUUUUAAUUCCCUAUCUAUACUUUCUCUCCCGUGUUUGGCUAUGGCGUCAAAUCAUCGAUUCGGUUGGUUCGGUACGGAAGCGUUCAUCCUAAUGGAGUUCUACACAAAAUUUGGUAGUUAUAUGGUUAUGGUUAUAGUCAUGGUGGACAUGUAAAAGGACCGCUUGACAUGAUAAGAUAGCUCAUGUUGAAGCUAGAAAGGUCGAGAUAGUAAUAACAAAGGAUGUGGCAUCCUAUCCAACUAUGA